CUAGAUAUAGAAUAACGUUAUAUAAUUACACUUCUUUACCUUCACUAUUAGAGCUCGUAGAAUCAGCAUAUAUAUCAAACUCCCCUUGUAAAACUCUUCAUCUUGCUAUAGUUACAAAUACUGGUCAGCUACUAUGAAAGAGAUAAGUAUGGAUGGCAUAAGAAGUGUGGCAAUGAAACUAAUGAACAUAGACGAAAAUCGUCCUGCUAAUUGGCUCCCGACGUCUGUCCCUCCACCUGAAACUCCAACAGAGUCCAUGGAGUUCUUGGCGAGAUCAUGGAGUGUUUCAGCCACAGAGCUCUCCAAGGCUCUCUCGACCACCCAUAACAUGCCGAGAGAGCCUGAGAAGACAGCAUUUGAAUUUCUUACUGACGAACUGAAUCUGAAUGUCAAAGAUAACAUGCUGUCAAAGGUAAAUAAUCAUCUUACCCAGAAUAGUUCGAUAAAAGAACAUCAGUAUGUAGGACUUUUAAGUUUUAACAAAAGCUCCAGUCAGUUGCUUGUUAAUAUUGUUCUCGUCUUGCAGCAAGUAGAACCCCCGCAAAGUGGAGAUAGUCCUCCAAUUUCUCCAAGAGUGAGUGAUGAGACGAAGGAACUCUUCCUACUUCAUCAAGCACUUCACCCCGAUUUCCUAUCCAAUCAACAGCUACUGAGAAAUGGGCUAUGCAAAAGCAUAAUAAAAGGGAGAACAAUGGGGAGACGGAUGAAGGAUCAAAAGGAGAGAAAGAAGCAUGAAUCAAGAACUCACAAUGCACAGCUACAUGCUGCAGUGUCAGUAGCAGGUGUAGCUGCCGCUGUUGCAGCAUUAACAGCCUCAAAUGCAACACCAAUCGAAAUGUCAUCUUUACAACCAAAAGCACUAUCGAAAGAAACUACUGCUCUUGCAUCUGCUGCUGCCCUUGUAGCAUCACACUGCAUUGAGAUUGCAGAGGAAUUGGGGGCUGAUCAUCAUCAGAUCCUAUCAGCAGUUAAUUCUGCAAUCAAUGCAAGGAGUAAUGGUGAUAUCAUGACCUUAACAGCAGGAGCAGCUACUGCACUUAGAGGUGCUGCAACUCUGAAGGCUAGAUUACAGAAGGGGUAUGGAGCAGCAGGUCUCGCUCUAAAUGAGGACCAGUCUGAAGAUGGCGGAGAAUCUAACUCAAUUACCGCAAUGAACUUUACGAUGCAGGGAGGGGAACUUCUAAAGCGUACAAGAAAAGGUGAUUUACAUUGGAAGCAAGUCUCAUUCAGCAUCAAUUCAACAUUGCAGAUAGUUGUUAAACUCAAAAGCAGGCAUAUGGCAGGGGCAUUCACAAAAAAGAAGAAAUUUAUAGUAUCUGGAGUAUACCCUGAUAUUCCAGCAUGGCCUGGGAGAGAGAGAGAAGACAGCAGCGACCAGAAGUCUUACUUUGGGAUACAAACAGCUGAUAGGGUUAUAGAAUUUGAAUGUAAAAACAAAGGCGAAAAACAAAUGUGGACUGAUGGAAUUCAAAAUCUGCUGAAUUGUCGCAUUAGCAUUUAAUUAGUAGUUACUGUAAGAGUUAAAUUACAGGUUGGCUGGUGUAAAAGAUGGUAUUUCUCUGAUGAAUGCAAAAUGAAAACAGAUUUAUGAUCAA
Molecule: messenger RNA, 1595 nt
Organism: Beta vulgaris subsp. vulgaris (sugar beet)
Lineage: Eukaryota; Viridiplantae; Streptophyta; Magnoliopsida; Caryophyllales; Amaranthaceae
Product: VAN3-binding protein
Exons: 8
Coding region: 134-1501 (455 amino acids)
Source: RefSeq, a predicted model, not a curated record